AUCUUCAGACUAUAUUCCGAGCGGGGAUGCUGGAUGCUGGGUAGGAUAUAGAGAUCCGGUAUCAGUGUGCAUCGGAAACGACCCCUCUAAAUAACAUAUCCAGCACAAUACGAUAUUACCGUCUGCCUACCUACUCCAUCUCGUAAUUUGGUACUGUGAAGCAUCCUAGCGCGAGCACUAGUCGUCUUGGAGCUCCUCCUCGUAGUAUCGCAUCCAGCCGGGAGUCGUGAUAUGAAGAACUCUUCAUCGGCUACCGGAUCAUACUCAUCCGGAAUACUUCAGGAGUGCUUCGAGUCACACUUCAUCGAGUAAAAUGCGAUGACAUCAGACAACCUGUCAUGAGCCUCAAAAGGCGCCGUGGCAAUGCUGUAGGAUAUCGCGUAACAUAUCAUGGACGCGGUAGUUUCAUUCCUAGGAGUACUGCUUGUAUUGGCCCUCUGUGCGGAACUGCCGAUUAAGAAUGUUUCCGGCCAGUGUAUACUCCCACUGGGUAUGGAGGAGGGGAAGAUUCCGGAUGAUGCGAUAACCGCUUCUUCCAGCUACGAAAUGAAGUCUGUUGGACCGCAAAACGCAAGGCUACGUCAAGAGAAGAAUGGUGGCGCUUGGUGUCCUAAGGCUCAGAUCAGUAGCGAUAUACGUGAAUACUUGGAGAUUGAUCUUACCAGGGAUCACUUGAUCACUUGGACCGAGACCCAGGGUCGCUUUGGGAAUGGCCAGGGUCAGGAAUACGCUGAGGCCUUCUUCCUCGAGUAUUGGCGUGACGUCGAGUGGCAUAAAUAUAAGAAUUUGAACGGUGCCAUGGUCUUACGAGGAAACAGUAAUACCUAUUUGGUCGAAAAACAAAAGUUGGAUCUACCGUUCGUGGCGAGUCGCGUGCGAUUCAUUCCUUACAGUCAGCAUCCUCGCACGGUCUGCAUGAGAGUUGAGAUUUAUGGUUGCGUCUGGGAACAGAGAAUCGCAAGGUAUACUGUGCCAAAGGGCGAGACCCUCGGCCCUAAUGGAUCUAACAUGGAAGACUCCUCCUAUGAUGGAACUGAGGAAGAUGGUAUUAUGUCCGGAGGACUUGGGCAACUGACCGACGGCAUCUUCGGGGAUGAUCCUACGACAAUCUCCAGGGGCUCCAGCAAUUGGGUAGGAUGGAGCAAUCGUGAGAGCGUCGAGCUCAUUUUCGAAUUUUAUGAUGUCCGUGAAUUUGAGAACUGCACCAUACACGUCGCACAUUUGCCAAGCAGGGAGAUCGAGAUACUCUCUACGGCGACCGUUUGGUUCUCCUUUGACGGAACGCAGUAUCAUCAAACACCAGAGAAAAUCGAGAUUGCAGGCGAGAUUAAAGCAACCACUGCGAGCAUAUCAAUCCCAUUACAAUCUAGAAUCGGACGAUUUCUCAAGAUCGAAUUGAAUCCCAAAUCGAAAUGGCUGCUCGUAAGCGAGGUCACUUUUGAGUCCAUAACAGGUUCGCGAAACUUCUCAGAGUCACUUGACCAAGUUUUUCGAGCUUGUCAAAAUAACGAAACCGAAGAGUCCGCUGAUAUGGACAAAUCAAACGGUGGAUACAAUGAAACGAUCUUCGAGCUGAAUGCCAAUCUCACACCAGAUGCAUUUCCAGUUAGCAAUUCUCAAACUUACAUAGGACUUGUUAGCGGUGCAUUGACCGUUAUUGCACUUCUGCUAACGUGCACGAUAUUCCUCAUGAAACAAAGGGGCCGAAACAAAGUGGCUCUACUCCAAAAGCACACAGCAUUGCUCUGCGGUUCUCCAGCACCUGGAAUCACGAUUAACAUGAAAGACAUUAAAAUGGCCACACCAAUUGUAGUGAAUGGCUUAUCUCAAUCAAGACUCUCCAUCAAGAGUAAAACAUUCUCUGGCGACGAUCACACGAUCCGUAGUGGAGAACAUAACACAGGAAGUGAAUACGAGCACUGCAGCGUCUACGAAAGGACGUACAAACUCUUCUCCGAGGAGAAUCUCGGUUAUGAACCUCACACUCACAAGAGUGAACAUUUCUCCAGCUGCAAGACAGAAUACACCGAUGUUACAGACUUCACCAGCGAACACAGCUUCCAGGAUGAGAAAUCUGUUGAACGUGUAGUACCUACUCCGUUUCCUGUUAAAAGACACAAUCAGACAGGUAAAACAAAUCAUGAAGUCUACGAAGGAUACUACGCUGCUACUGAUAUUCUCACGAUCAAAAGAAGGGAACAGCAUUCGACUUCUAGCCUCUUCACUUCGUUGCAUAUUCAAGACAGUAUGCAUCUUACGGGUACGGGGAACUCCUACAAUAUUCAGCAUAUCUCGAGACACAGACUAAGGAUUUUGGAUAAGCUCGGCGAAGGCAGCUUUGGACUGGUACAUUUAUGCGAGGCUAAGGGUAUACAAAAUCCGGAUCUGGGGACGAUUCGGAAUAGGCAGAUUGUUAUUGUGAGGUCGCUUUGGAGAGGGGUUACUGAUUCCCUCAGAAAGGAUUUCAUGAAAGAUAUGUACACUUUGGCUGCGGUUCGCGAUAUUAACAUAGCCAGGAUUAUUGCACUGGUAGAAGAGGAGCCAUUCGGUGCUGUAUUUGAAUAUGGGGAAUUGGGCGAUCUGCCAAGUUUCAUGAGGAGUCAUGAAAAAUCAAGUAACGAUAUUCCAUUGAGUUACGGAUGUCUAUUAAACUUCGUAACUCAAAUUGCUUCUGGUAUGAAGUAUCUGGAGAAUCUGAAUAUUGCUCAUCGCGACUUGGCAGCCAGAAAUUGCAUAGUUAAUAAAAAUCUAAUGAUCAAGGUAUCAGAUCAUGCUAUGUACUGUAGCCAAUACGAUCAAGAGUAUUAUGUAAACGAGUGCUAUACGAAAGUGCCACUAAGAUGGAUGGCCUGGGAGGCAGUUCUAUUGGGAAAGAAAAGUUGCCAGUCUGAUGUUUGGUCCUACGCGAUAACGGUCUGGGAAAUCUUGACGAACUGCGAGGAUGUCCCCUACGCUGAUUUAACUUCCGAACAAGUGCUGGAGAACUGUAGCAAGUGGUACCAGAGAGGAUCCACAGAGAAGUCUCAGCCCAGGAUCCUUUCUCAGCCACCCUCUUGUUCCGGAGAUCUCUAUCACAUGAUGACCAAGUGCUGGAGCAAGCACGCCGAAGAGAGGCCCACCUUCGAGGAAAUACACCUCUUCCUGAAGAGAUUGAGCUUCGAUUGAAAGCCUCGUGCACUCAAGCAGCAUGGACCAAAUCGAUUACAAUCAGCUAAGAAGCAUCCUCUCCAUUCGUGUGUCCUGUAGGAUGCUCUAGCCACUAACUUAUGCUCAACUAGGUUAACCUUCAUCCUAUAAGUAUAAUACAUAAGAUAAAGCGUAAAGAUUUUGAUAAUAAAUGUCAAUAUCGUUCGUUUAACAUUAUCCAUACGGUGUGUACGAUAAGAGUGAUUCUGGUGUAUCCUCAUUGGAAAUUCUGUGUCCUCGCGAUUCCUAUCAUACAAAACGCAAGAUAUCUGGACAGCGAAAAUGAAAGUCAAGAGGUGCUAGAUUAGGUGGCACGAGGUGUGCUCAUGUUAACGCGAUAAUAUCAUACAUUUCGAGUCACGAUAAUCUGAUAAAUAAUAUCAUCCUAUGUUAAUUGUCUACGUAAAGAUUCUUGGAGAGAUUGUACUGUGACGAUUUGGAAAAAUGAUCUCUGGAUGAAUUAUAAAUACAAUGUGCGAGUGUGUACGAGAUGGUGCCACGCUACGGACUAAAUCAAAUCGUAAUUAACAUAUCCUAAUUUUCAAUCGUGUACAACGUAAUUGAAUAAUGGCGCACGCUCGAGAUUAUUAACGAGUCACGUCAAGUUAGAUGGUUACAAUCUUUACCUAUUCCUGGUCGCACUAACGCAUUUAGUACAGUUAAGAUAAGCAAAACAUGUAACGAUAACGAACGUGUAAGUUAAAGUAUUAUAUAGUUAAGUGGUCCUCCUCUGUAAAUUGUCAAUAUUGAUAAUAUGUAAUCUGUUCGUUGCAAUAGUUUGAAGUAAACUGUAAUAAGAUCCACGACUAAUAUCGCCCGAUCCCUCAUUACGGAUUUCUCAUGUUCGCAAUUACGUGUUUACGUACGCCGAAUAUACUAAAUCGACAGAGACUAUUUUCUGAGACGGAUAUGAGAUUAUUUGUUCUAACCGAGAAGUGCUAUCGGACGCUAACGAGGGAAAGAUGAAUGUCGUUAAAAUGAUGUCAUUAGUAUAUAAGAGAGAGAGAGAGAGAGAGAGGAAAAAGUAGAAAAACAUGAAGAGAAUGUUCAAUACGCGCGACUAUUCACAUUUACAUCAUUCAAAAACUAGCACAAGAAUGACGGCAUUAAAUCUCUUCUGAUAUUUCCAUUGGAGGAAUUUAUAUGCUACUUCCAUUUACAUUUGUAAGGACUCUCAAAACUGUUAGUGAAACUUUUUUCUUGUGCCAGUGAACUUGAUAUCAAGAGUGACAAUCAAUUUCUUUAGUUGUAAUUUAGUUGCAGAAAUCGUCUAUUCUCCAUUGACUAUACUAUAGAUAUUAUAAGCAUGUUUUCUUUAUCCCAUUAAAAUUAUGAUUAUUUUGUACAUAAACACAUAUAUUUUUUCAGGACGAUUAUGUCGCCUAUAUUCUCGUAUUGUCGGCGUAGGCCAUUUUCGGUGAACCUUCAUCAAUGAAAUCUAUAUUCACGUGAAAGCAACUAAUCAGCAAUUUUUAUCGUAGAUCUACACCUACUGUAAUCCGAGUUUGUAAUAAGAAUUAUCGUAUUCCAUUAAAAAUUAUAUUCUUAAUAUUUCCAGUGUUAU
Messenger RNA from Cephus cinctus (wheat stem sawfly), 4750 nucleotides. RefSeq names its product discoidin domain-containing receptor 2. Gene Ontology annotation, cellular component: signaling receptor complex. Gene Ontology annotation, biological process: cell surface receptor protein tyrosine kinase signaling pathway; positive regulation of kinase activity; multicellular organism development. The record is from RefSeq and is a predicted model, not a curated record. The transcript has 15 exons. Gene Ontology annotation, molecular function: ATP binding; protein tyrosine kinase collagen receptor activity; collagen binding. The coding region runs from base 391 to 3165 and encodes 924 amino acids. NCBI's taxonomy places the organism in Eukaryota, Metazoa, Arthropoda, Insecta, Hymenoptera, Cephidae.